Molecule: messenger RNA, 859 nt
Organism: Trichomonas vaginalis G3
Lineage: Eukaryota; Parabasalia; Trichomonadida; Trichomonadidae
Product: phage tail repeat-like family
Exons: 1
Source: RefSeq, a predicted model, not a curated record
AUGUCAAAUGAAACAGCGUCUAUGAGAGAAAUACAACACAACCGACAACUCAUUAUACAAGCUCUAAAUAAGAACACAACAAACUUUUCAAACUAUUCUAAGAUAUCUGAGUCAUUGAAAGAAGGAAACUUAAAACUGACAUUAAACCCAAUGACAGAUGAGUUUCUGUUUCAAGACAAUAAGAACCAUACUGUCUGUAUAAAUCCAACAAAAGGAACUUUAAACGAGAAACCUAUAAAUGAACUUCUUUUGAAAACAGAUGUUGACAACAAAGCUGACAAAGAAUAUGUAGACGAUGCAAUAGCAAAAGAAGAAGAAAGAGCUAACAAUGCUUAUGCAACAAAAGAACAUACUCAUCCUGAACUAGCAGACAAAACAUAUGUUGACAAUAAAAUGUCAAGUGAAGUGACAAGAGCUGAAAACGAAUAUUCUAAAAAGACUCAUACACAUUCUAUAUCUGAAAUAACAGACUUACAAGAAACCUUAAACAGGAAAAGUGCCGUUGGACAUACACAUUCUAUAUCUGAAAUAACAGACUUACAAGAAACCUUAAACAGGAAAAGUGACGUUGGACAUACACAUACCAUUGCAAAUAUUACAAACUUACAAGAAACCUUAAACAGGAAAAGUGACGUUGGACAUACACAUACCAUUGCAAAUAUUACAAACUUACAAGAAACCUUAAACAGGAAAAGUGACGUUGGACAUACACAUACCAUUGCAAAUAUUACAAACUUACAAGAAACCUUAAACAGGAAAAGUGCCGUUGGACAUACACAUACAUCUUCUGAAAUAACAGACUUAAACGUUAGCCUUGAAAAGAAAGCAGAUAAAACAUAUGUCAAUGAAAUAUACCAAA